This is a messenger RNA of Carlito syrichta (Philippine tarsier), 2229 nucleotides long. It is a transcript of the gene B3GNT7, whose product is annotated as UDP-GlcNAc:betaGal beta-1,3-N-acetylglucosaminyltransferase 7. Lineage: Eukaryota; Metazoa; Chordata; Mammalia; Primates; Tarsiidae. The transcript is spliced from 11 exons. The coding region runs from base 1 to 2187 and encodes 728 amino acids. Gene Ontology annotation, molecular function: hexosyltransferase activity. The record is from RefSeq and is a predicted model, not a curated record. Gene Ontology annotation, cellular component: membrane.
AUGCAGCUCUGGAACCCAGGAGGAAAGCAGGACGUGGAGGGCGCUCCCCACGACCAGGCUGUGGAAGAGAUGGAGGGGAAGAUGGCCCGAGGAAAUAUUCAGGGAGAAGAGACCUGGCUUUCUGAGUCACUCUAUCGCUGUACCACAGUAGUGCCCCAGAGGCAGGGAGGCUGGGGUACUAGAAGACCCCACAACAACGCCCCCAUCCUAGGAAAGGAGGCAGAACCUGGCACGGACAGGGCCUCUUCUGAGCGGUCCAGGUCUGCAGAGGUGGCUGGAAAAAGAACUGCCCGAGUUCUGGCUGCCUGUGUCUCUUCUCUGGCUGCAAAGACAGGCUGUUUGCAGGAGACAGUGAAGGAGACAGAUCACAAUAACGGCAUCAGUCUGGAAUCUUUAGUCAUAACCAACAGGCGUCAGUGGCAGCUCUGCUGUGUGCUGCCGACCAGGAAAACAGAAAGCCUGUCCCUGCUCUCCGUGGUACCCGGUGUCAUGGGCCGGAUGGAGGAGGGACAGAGAGAGGAGGCUCCGACAGGGGCCUUGUGGGGUAGGUUAGACGCCAACGACAACGUGAGCAGCAGCCAGCCUGCCAUGAUGCUCACCGUCCAGGAGACGGGUACAGCUGUGUCCAUCCCUCACCAGGCACCUGAGGAGACCCCAGCGCCAGCGAGAGGACUGCAGGGGCUCCUCACCCCAGCAUCUGACUUAGGACCCAGCUGGAACUUCCCGGCUGCCCUGUGUGCCCCCUGGGAGCUCUCAGGGAUGGGAGGAAGCCAGAGUGGAGAGGGGGCCGCCCGGGAGCACGGAGAAGGCGUCCAGAGCCACAGACCGGAAAAGUCCGAAUGCGGCCAGAGGGACGUGGCGGGGCCUCGGGGGGCCCAGGGGCUCGGAGCUGCGGCCGCCCACCCGCCUGCCCAGCCCUCUCGGGCUUUUCUCUUGCAAAUGGAGCGGUCCAGGCAGGUGGAGCGCGCCUGCAGCCCGGGGUCCUCGCCGCCUUCCCCCCGGAAGAAGACCGUCUACAGGAGUGCGUGCCUGGCUCUGGCCCUGCUUGUGGCUGUGACGGUAUUCCAGCGCAGUCUGACACCUCGUCAGUUUCUGCAGGAGCCUCCGCCACCCACCCCGGGGCCGCAGAAGGCAAGCGAACACCUGGUGAACCCCAACAGCUUCUGGAAGAACCCGAAGGAUGUGGCCGUCCCCACCCCCAUGGCCUCUCGGGGCCCCCAGGCCUGGGAUGUGACCACCACUAACUGCUCAGCCAACGUCAACUUGACCCAUCAGCCCUGGUUCCAGGGCCUGGAGCCACAGUUCCGGCAGUUUCUCUUCUACCGCCACUGCCGCUAUUUCCCCAUGCUGCUGAAUCACCCGGAAAAGUGCAGGGACGAUGUUUACCUGCUGGUGGUUGUCAAGUCGGUCAUCACCCAACAUGACCGCCGCGAAGCCAUCCGCCAGACCUGGGGCCGUGAGCGGCUGUCGGUGGGCAGGGGCCGUGGCGCCAUGCGCACGCUCUUCCUGCUGGGCACGGCCUCCAAGCAGGAGGAGCGCACCCACUACCAGCAGCUGCUGGCCUAUGAGGACCGCCUCUACGGUGACAUCCUGCAGUGGGACUUCCUCGACACUUUCUUCAACCUGACCCUCAAGGAGAUCCACUUCCUCAAGUGGCUUGACAUCUAUUGCCCCCAUGUCCCCUUCAUCUUCAAAGGCGACGACGACGUCUUCGUCAACCCCACCAACCUGCUCGAAUUUCUGGCUGACCGGCAGCCCCAGGAAAACCUGUUCGUGGGUGAUGUCCUGCAGCACGCGCGGCCCAUCCGCAGGAAGGAUAACAAGUACUACAUCCCGGGGGUCCUGUACAGCAAGACCAGCUACCCGCCGUACGCGGGCGGAGGUGGCUUCCUCAUGGCUGGCAGCCUGGCCCGGCGCCUGCACCACGCCUGCGACACCCUGGAGCUCUACCCCAUCGACGACGUCUUCCUUGGCAUGUGCCUGGAGGUGCUGGGCGUGCAGCCCACGGCCCACGAGGGCUUUAAGACUUUCGGCAUCUCGCGGAACCGCAACAGCCGCAUGAACAAGGAGCCAUGCUUCUUCCGCUCCAUGCUCGUGGUGCACAAGCUCAUGCCCCCUGAGUUGCUGGCCAUGUGGGGGCUGGUGCACAGCAACCUCACCUGUUCCCGUAAGCUCCAGGUGCUCUGACCCGGGCCGGGCCACCAGGACAGGCCAGGGCACGUGCUCCUG